AUGGCCGGAACCUUAUGGACAAGCACAACCGGACUCGUCGACCUGUCAGCCAAUAUACCCGUCGCGACGAAACAUGUGUUCGGCAUCGGGAGCAUCACGAAGGUCUUCGUUACCGUUGUAAUUAUACAGCUCGUCGAGGAACAGAAGCUCCAUCUAGACGACGCCGUUGGCGGUCUUCUCCCUCGAGAGAUCUAUGAGGGGAUCGAGAACGCCCAAGAAGCUACCGUUGCAACGCUGCUGAGUCACACGGCUGGCGUCGAAAGCUGGGAAGACGAUCCGAUAUGGAUCGCGCAUGGCAGAGGCAGGGAACUUGACCCUCACAGGAUUUGGAGCAAGACGGAGACACUGGACUACGUCCGCCGACCGAAUCUGUCAGGUCCCAAGCCUGGAAAGUUCUCCUACUCGAACACGAAUUUUACCUUACUCGGCCUGAUCGUGGAGACGAUAACGAAGCAGACGGCAGAGAGCGAGAUCCGGAGACGCAUCCUCGAGCCCUUGGGCAUGGAGAACACGUACCUGGAAGGGUUUGAGGAGCCUAUAACUCAAAGUAUCUCCCCGCGUCGCUACCAUUGGAACACGGCCGAGUUUCGUUCCUCGGCGGGGAUAUGCCCCGACUUCUCACUGCCCCGGAGCGAUCUAAUUGACGCAACCGGCUCGAACCUCUCCGUCGAAUGGACAGCUGGCGGCCUGGUCUCAUCGCCUUCAGAUCUGAUUACGUUCGGCGUGGCCCUUCGCGAUGGCAAGCUACUAAGCCCCUCGUCACUGGAUGUCAUGAAAGACUGA
Molecule: messenger RNA, 783 nt
Organism: Exophiala bonariae
Lineage: Eukaryota; Fungi; Ascomycota; Eurotiomycetes; Chaetothyriales; Herpotrichiellaceae
Exons: 2
Coding region: 1-783 (260 amino acids)
Source: RefSeq, a predicted model, not a curated record